Molecule: messenger RNA, 1694 nt
Organism: Lathyrus oleraceus (garden pea)
Lineage: Eukaryota; Viridiplantae; Streptophyta; Magnoliopsida; Fabales; Fabaceae
Exons: 4
Coding region: 253-1500 (415 amino acids)
Source: RefSeq, a predicted model, not a curated record
AUUAGCCUUGACAAAUACUAGUAGUACUAGCAGUCUGAGUUUUUAAUGAAAUCACGCAGCAAAAUAAAUGCCUGAGACAGUGAGCGAGUGUCUCAAAUCAAACCACACUCACUUUCCUUCUCCAAUCACAUUUUCUCACCCAACUAUCAUCAUCAUCGCCACAACACACAGUACUAUGCAUUUAAUGUAUACAUUGACGAACAAAUCAAACCCUCACCAUUAAAUAUAACUCAUUUAUUCAAUUCUUUUGAGAUGAAACUCAAACACACACUCUCUUUCUUCGUUUCAUCUUCUGCCAUGGAAGCUCAUCUCAAAAUCUUCAAUCCUUCCCUUUUCACUCGCCAAUUAACCACCAAACCUACUUUCCCUUCUUACAAUUACCAACACCUCCCUCUUCGAAAAAUACCCAGAAUCUCUUCAACUCUUAUUCGUUCUUCCCAUUCACCAAUUCCAGGAAACUCGGAUUCUCAUAAAUUCUUCUCUUCUCUCACAUCUUCUCAAAAUCUCAACUUUUCAACUCCCAAUAAGAUUCUAAACAACCCCUUUAUCUCACAUUCGCAAUCUAGCAAUAUUGUUUGGAACCCAGCUUUUGAAAACGGAAACGAGGGUUUUUACGGAAGUAACAAAAACCGUGUUGUUACGGUGGUUUUGUUAGGGUGGCUUGGAGCGAAAACCAGACACCUCAGAAGAUACGCUGAGUGGUACAAUUCACGUGGCGUUAACGCCGUUACUUUCGUUGUUGAUGUAAAAGAGAUUCUUGGAUUUGACCUUGGGCAUGUGCUUGAGGAAAGAAUCUCCACGUUUGCUGACCAAUUGGUUUCGUGGGUUUCUGGUGAGGAGAAAGAUGGGAGAGAAAGGUGUUUGGUUUUUCACACAUUCAGUAACACUGGUUGGUUUGUGUAUGGUUCAAUUCUUGGUAGGUUUAUGGAAAGUCAUCAUGUAGUGGAGAAGGUUAAAGGAAGCAUUGUUGAUUCUGGUGGUGCAGAGCCUUUUAAUCCUCAGGUCUGGGCUGCUGGUUUUGCUACUGCUAUAUUGAAGAAACGUAGCUCUUCCGCACAAGCUUUAGCCGAUGUAGGAAGCAAGCCUAAAUCAGAAGCAAAGAUUCAACAAAAUGAACCUUCCAUAAUUGAAAUUGUGGUGUUCUUACUUUUAGAGAAGAUAUUCUCAUUUCUUUUGCAGUUGCCAGAGUCGAAUCAGAGGUUAAAUAAGGUUUUCACUCCCCUUUUGGAGCACCAGCCUUGCCCUCAACUCUACCUGUAUAGUACAGCCGACAAAGUAAUCCCGUUUCAAUCGAUAGAAGCGUUCAUUGAGGAACAGAGGAAGUUGGGAAAGAAUGUGAGAUCAUUUAAUUUUGGUUCAUCUCCCCAUGUGGAUCAUUAUAGAAAUUUUCCAGACGUAUAUCUGUCACAAGUUGCUGAAUUCUUGAACGAGUGUUUUGAUAAUACAGACAAACAGACAGCAGAUGCAUAUGUUAAGUUUCAGUCCAAAACUAAGGAUUAAGUGUAAGGUUAACUUUAAGAACAGUAGCGCUAAUUGAGCAUAGAAUAGCUAAAAUUUAGACACUUUUUAUUUAUUUAUAAUUGAGUUUAGAGUAGUAAUAGACCAUUUUUCCAUCGCUGUUAAGAAAGGCGGUGUUUCAUGUUGUAUUCAAAUUUACAUCUUAAAUAAUGUUUUUGAUCCAAGUUAUCAUUCAA